Zasmidium cellare ATCC 36951 is the source of this 1665-nucleotide messenger RNA. RefSeq lists its product as uncharacterized. The record is from RefSeq and is a predicted model, not a curated record. NCBI's taxonomy places the organism in Eukaryota, Fungi, Ascomycota, Dothideomycetes, Mycosphaerellales, Mycosphaerellaceae. The transcript is spliced from 3 exons. Bases 1 to 1665 code for a protein of 554 amino acids.
AUGGAUGCGGUCGAUCUAGUCGUUGUCGGCUGUGGUUGGAAUGGCGUUGCAAUGGCGAAGACGGUGUAUCCUGGGUUGAACACGAACAAUAUUUUGGGAUCGUACGAGUUCAGCGACUUUCCAAUGGACCCUUCUCUGGUUGGCAGUCGGCAAAGGGCACACAUUCCGGGUGAAGGAGUCCAUAGAUACUUCUGCGAGGCUGUCCAGUACUUUGACCUCGAACGUUUCUUGCUCCUACAGACCAAAGUUGAAACUGCGACUCUACGAGAUGACAACUUGUGGCAACUCUCCUGCUCUUCCACGUUGUCUCCGGGUUCGCAGAGCAGUCUGCUUGCGCGAAAGCUGGUUAUCGCUACUGGCCUCACAUCCGAGCCGUAUAUGCCGACAUUCCAAGGACAGGACUCAUUCCAAGGUCUGCGAAUACAUUCGAAAGAAUUGAAACCUCGCGCCGAUGAUCUUUCGAAAUGCCAAAAUGUGGUGGUAAUUGGCGGGAACAAGUCAGCGUGGGAUGUAUGCUACAGCGUUGCUCGACGUGGAGGAAAAGCACACAUGGUAAUGAGGCCUUCAGGAGGUGGGCCAAGUUGGGUCUGGCCGAGGAGAUUAAAGUGGUUUGGAUGGCAAACGUCUUUACCAAGGCUUACCAUGAUUCGGAUGUUUACUCUUUUCGACCCGUGGCCAUUCGCCGAGAAAGGGACGAUCUGGAGCAAAGUCAGAGACUUCUUACAUCAAUCCACGCUGGGGUUGGCGAUCACCAACGCUUUCUGGAAACUACUUGGGCGACACAUAUGUCGAAUCAACGGCUACCGCGAACACAUCGGAACUGAGAAACUAGAACCUUGGGCGUCUACGUAUUGGAUGGGCAACUCACUAAGCACUCUCAAUUACCCGAGUGACUGGUUUGAACUUGCGAAGAGUGGGAAUAUACGGAUACAUCAUGCGGAUGUGGCUUCUCUUUCCGGAAACAGUGUAAAACUGACAGACAGGCUUGUAGAGAACGUUGAUGCCUUGGUCUGCUGCACUGGCUGGAGCGCAUUACCGCCGAUUGAUUUCCUGCCCUCCGAAGCCAGGGAGUUGCUGGGUAUUCCGCAGAGUGAACUAGAAUCAGAGUCUUUGCUCGCGCGGGAGGCACAGAACUGGAUUCUGGACAAGCGCCCAUAUCUGCGCAACACUUCUCGGGUGGUACAGGACACUGUGGCGGGGGAGAAACCAUCCUCGAAAGAAAGAACGACUCCGUAUCGACUCUACCGCUAUGUGGUUCCGAGCAGCGAGCGACUGCUAGGAGCCAGGAACCUCGCUUUCGUCGGUAUCGAUUUCUCACUUCAAACCGUUGUCCUUGCACAAGCGCAGGCUCUUUGGAUCACUGCUUUUUUCAAGGACAGACUACCGCACAUGCGCGGUUCGGCCUUGGAUCACAAGCAAAUCUUACAUGAUACGAUCCUCCAGUCGGAAUACCAAGAGCUGCGUCGACCGAAAAUCGCAGGCGGGGCAGGUGAAAAGUUCCCUGAUCUGGUCUUCGACAGUAUACCGUACGUCGAUAUCCUCCUCGGGGAUUUGGGUCUCGAGGCGAAGAGGAAGGGCAAUAAUUUCAGGGAUCUUAUGACGCCGUAUACUCUCAAACAUUAUAGAGGGUUGGUGCAAGACUGGUUGAGGACAGUCGAGAAGUGA